Aegilops tauschii subsp. strangulata is the source of this 2440-nucleotide messenger RNA. NCBI's taxonomy places the organism in Eukaryota, Viridiplantae, Streptophyta, Magnoliopsida, Poales, Poaceae. The record is from RefSeq and is a predicted model, not a curated record.
UAACUGAUACAAAAUAUGGGAAACUGCAGGUUAGUUAUGCCUCCUUUCUUGCACGACAUUCUUCAAUUUCGAUGUUGCACAACAUAUGAAAAAAAAUCCCCAUAUGGCAACCAUUUGUGGCUACCAAGAGAUGAAUACCUUGUCAACCAUGGCUGUCUACACAUGGCACCCAUGUGUGACGCCACACGACAACUUCGCCAUCCGUGUUGAAACUUCUAAUUUCUCCCUCUUUUUUGCAAUACAUGAAUUGUUAGUCAUUGUUCCUUAUUUUCUCUCUUACAUCCUAGUUGUUUUUGAUGAUUUCCAGCUGAUGGCCAAGCAUGCUAUAGACUACAAUGUGUUUGGUGGGCCUCAAAACUUUGGCAAGUGGAUGGACGUGCACUCAGCUCCGUCUUGUCCUGCUGAGGCGAGGGCACCUGUUGAGCAUCUAGUUGGGCAGUUUGCUUCCGGCAUGACCAGCUUGCUCGGGAAGUUGGUUGAGGGUUGGACGACACUUAAUGGCUCUGACAGCGACGCGGUUGCGAGGCAGUUCACGCCAUUUGUUGCAGAACGGACACAUCGGCCAACUGGUUGCCGUGGCCGGUACGACUACAAUAGCUCCCAGGAGCUUCCUGACACGCAAGAUGAACUUGAUGGAGAUGCUGGUCUCGACAAGGACGAUGAUGAUGACAUGGAGAAUGUGCAACAUGAAACCAACGAUGAUGAACAUGUUGAAGUUCGUGCAGGUGGUAAGAAGGACAAGGCUGCACCAUAUGUCCCCCCACCAGAGAAAGUCAUUGAACAGAAAGUUGCGAGAGACAAGGGGGUGUCGCCCUCAAAGAGGGGCAGGACUCCAGAGGAUGUUGGGCAGGGCUCUGUUGGCAAGAGGUCUAGGACCGACCCCUUAGCUGCUAGGAGGAGGGUGAAGAAGCCUACUACACGCGUGACCAAGCAGAACAUUAGAGACCCACUCGAACGCAUUCAUUCAAAGUUGUCGACAGGUGGCAACUCAGGUGUUCAUGAGGCGCCAGUCGACAAAACUGCUGCUGCACCGUCCACUGUUCCCACUAGCUCCGAUGCAAGCGGCCGACCAUCUCCGCCGGUUGCAGAUGUGCAGGCUACAACAACAGGCAUCUGUACAUUUGGGAGUGAUGAAUCAGUAUCUGCCAGGACUGCUGAGAUAUUGCCCACUCUGUUGGCAAUGAAGGAUGCUGUUGUGACCCAUGCCACCCGAUCAGCAAGGGUUGAAGUGGACCCUUCCGAUAUCAACCUAAGCAAGGAAGAUUCCCGCUCAUCUGAUACGGAUUCCAAGCGUGUGGCUAGUGGCACUUCCGCGUCCACAAAAGAAGGGGCUGCAGCGACAAUUCAGAAUGAGAUGCCAUCCACAGGUGAGACUCUUGGCACAACAGCUCCAGCUUCUAGUGGUCCAGAGGUUGCUACGGCGACCGUUACGCGAGCUGGUCUUCCACCUAGGCGGCGUAGCCCCCGCAAGCAAUCUGCAGACAUACCCAACGCACCAGCUGUAGCUAGGAGCAGCAGAGAUGACUCUGGUUAUGUGCCCGUGUCCACACUGUUCCCACCACCUGCCAAAAGCAAUGUUAUGGAGAAAACGGCAGUCCGGAGUGCAACUGACGCAGGUGGCAAGCCGGGCACGACUGACGGAGGUGAACGUCCAGAGCAGACUGUGUCUUUACCCGCCGUGGAGAACCCCAUCUUAAAUCUGCGCACUUCUAAGCUCCCAGUCAACAUUGGUGUCCCAUACAGCCCAAACAAGAAGAUUGGCAAGAAAGUUGCGGUUGAUACCGCUGGCAGCACGCCCCGCCCUACUAAUAAGCCUGAUGAUACUGCAGCAGAUGAGGCAGAAAUGUUUGUUCAUCUGUCACCCCUGGAUUCUGCGAAGCAACUUCCUCGCGAUUCGGCUGGUAGGGAGGAGAGGCACCCAUUGGCCUUCACCCCACCGAGUUGUAGCCUUGGCAUCGAUCGCAGUCAAGAUGAACCAGUGGUGCAAGAUCCUAUGCCAGUUGCCUUUGCUUUCCCGGCAGGCAUGGCCCCAAUGAUGGCGCAGCCAAUGGCUGAUGGCAGGAAGGCUGUGAAGUUUGCAGAGCCGAUAGUGCAAGGUAUCCUAACCCACUGUUUGAUCCUUGUAGCCACCCCUGAGGAGAUUACACCGUCACUUGAUGAAGCUUGCCGCAGGAUUGAGGAGGCAACAUUGCAGAGGAGGUCCUCACGAGGUAAGGGGCAAUCAAGUUCUAACGUGCCUGCUGAGUCGGUAUCCGAGGAUACCGUUAGAAGUCCCACCCCUGGUUCUGUGAGGCAGCAUAGGGUAGUUCACGCACCACCCGCGAAUGACUAUGAGCCCGAAGUCAAGGCCACAAAGGAGCAGAACCAGCUGUACGAUAUUGUCAAGCAUUUUAGAAAUGCGAGGUCCAACAGCAAGUACAUGAAGGAGCUGAAAGCGUAA